Lotus japonicus is the source of this 954-nucleotide messenger RNA. Its product is annotated as heat shock 22 kDa protein, mitochondrial-like. NCBI's taxonomy places the organism in Eukaryota, Viridiplantae, Streptophyta, Magnoliopsida, Fabales, Fabaceae. The record is from RefSeq and is a predicted model, not a curated record. The transcript has 2 exons. The coding region runs from base 140 to 820 and encodes 226 amino acids.
GACCGUAUGUAUUGUAUUUUUUACGGAUUUCAACAAUAAAACAGGUUUUCUCCUAUCUUUGUCUAUCUCCCAGAUUUUGUGUGUUAGUGCACUGUGAAACACUCGGACUAGAUUAUGUGACAUGAGGUGAGGAUCGCAUAUGCAAGAAUUGGGUUAUUGGGUGCAAGGAUUCAGGUGCUUUCCGUGGCUUGCAGUGAGUUUCUUCCUCAAGGAUGGUCUCAAUGUGGCACCUUCCACUCUCCAGCUUCUUCAGAAUUCCGCCAAUCUUCCCAUGGUUGGUACACCCCUCUACGCUGUUGUUUCAGAUUCUGUCUACAUCUCUGGCCAGCAUCGUGUUCCUUACAUCGCCAUUGGAGAUGUGUAUGAUCCAUUUUCUCCAACUAGGAGCUUGUUCCAGGUUCUGAACACGGUGGAUCAGCUCAUGAACAGCCCCUUCAUCACUCCUCCAACCAGGAGUCUGAGCCAGGUUUUGAACACGGUGGAUCAGCUCAAGAACAACCCUCGUGGAGCUCGAAACGGCUGGGAUGCGCGAGAGACAGAGGAUGCUCUGCUUCUGCGUGUGAACAUGCCUGGGCUGGGAAAAGAGGAUGUGAAGAUUGCUGUGGAGCAGAACACGCUGACCAUCAGGGGUGAAGGUCCAAAGGAAAGUGAGGAGGAGGUUGGUGGUGGUCUUCGCUACACCAGCAGGAUUGACUUGCCGGACAAGCUUUACAAGAUUGAUCAGAUCAAAGCUGAGAUGAAGAAUGGUGUGCUCAAGGUCACUGUGCCUAAGAUGAAGGAAGAGGAGAGGAGUGAUGUGUUCAAUGUCACGGUUGAUUAGAAUAACUUUUGAUGAUAUAUCAAGUGACUUAUAACUUUGUUGAAUGAACUUGCUUUUUGAGGGUAUUUUGUGAAUGGUGUCUGUUCCUCAGUUGUUAACUUUGUUGAAAGUAAUGAAUUAACUUGUUGGUUAAA